Messenger RNA from Melitaea cinxia (Glanville fritillary), 1644 nucleotides. RefSeq names its product G protein alpha q subunit (gene Galphaq). The transcript has 10 exons. The record is from RefSeq and is a predicted model, not a curated record. Gene Ontology annotation, molecular function: guanyl nucleotide binding; G protein-coupled receptor binding; G-protein beta/gamma-subunit complex binding. Lineage: Eukaryota; Metazoa; Arthropoda; Insecta; Lepidoptera; Nymphalidae. The coding region runs from base 411 to 1601 and encodes 396 amino acids. Gene Ontology annotation, cellular component: heterotrimeric G-protein complex. Gene Ontology annotation, biological process: adenylate cyclase-modulating G protein-coupled receptor signaling pathway; phospholipase C-activating dopamine receptor signaling pathway.
CUCCCUUGACAGAUGUGAGAUGACUGUCAUUAGAAUUAGAUGAGCAUGAAAAUUAAAAUUCCUAUUCAUAUAUUUGACUAAAGAAUUUCACUCGAAAUAAUUAAAAUUUUCUUUUUUAAAAUUUAGUACAGCUUGAUCGAAUUACGGUUCACUAUUUUUUAUUUGCUAAUACUGGCACGACGCACGCGCAGUAGAUACUUCGCUUAAAAUCUCCCAGCGCCAUAUUGAGAGAGGCGGACGUUGUGUGACUUGAGUGAAUAAAAUUGUGGUUAGUGCAAUAAUUUGAAGUGAAAGAUUUGAUCGUGCCCUAUGGAUAUAUACUCGGGAGUGGUGUGCCUCGGUUGAUAGGCCUGCCGAAAGGAUAGGGAUCCGCGCGCGAGGACUACUGCGGCCCUCCGCCCUGAAGAAACAUGGAGUGCUGCAUGUCAGAAGAAGCGAAAGAACAAAAAAGAAUCAAUCAAGAAAUAGAGCGGCAACUCCGAAAGGAUAAACGCGAUGCCAGGAGAGAACUUAAAUUGCUCUUGCUUGGCACUGGCGAGUCAGGCAAAUCAACAUUCAUCAAGCAGAUGAGAAUCAUUCACGGGUCGGGCUACAGUGACGACGACAAACGCGGCUUCAUCAAGCUCGUAUACCAAAACAUCUUCAUGGCUAUGCAAAGUAUGAUACGAGCUAUGGAUCUACUCAAAAUACAAUACGGGAAUCCGUCCAAUGCGGAAAAGGCAGAAUUGAUAUCAUCAAUCGACUAUGAGAGUGUUACAACGUUCGAAAGUCCGUACGUAGAAGCUAUAAAGGGCCUCUGGGCAGACGCGGGUAUACAAGAGUGCUACGACCGCAGGCGGGAGUAUCAGCUAACUGAUUCAGCCAAAUACUAUUUGCAGGAGAUAGACCGCGUCGCGGCACCAAAUUACUUACCAACUGAACAAGAUAUUCUACGCGUGAGAGUGCCCACAACGGGUAUCAUUGAGUACCCAUUUGACUUGGAAGAGAUAAGAUUUAGUUAUUUAAGUGAUUUGGCGAGAAUCGAAAGUCCCGACUAUCUGCCGACGGAACAAGAUAUCCUAAGAGCUCGACAGCCUACUACCGGCAUCCUCGAAUAUCCUUUCGAUCUCGAUGGAAUCAUAUUUAGAAUGGUGGACGUCGGGGGCCAAAGAUCAGAAAGAAGGAAGUGGAUUCAUUGUUUCGAAAAUGUCACGUCUAUCAUAUUCUUAGUAGCUCUUAGUGAAUAUGAUCAAAUUUUAUUCGAAUCGGAAAACGAGAAUCGAAUGGAAGAAUCAAAGGCGUUGUUCAAAACGAUUAUCACCUACCCGUGGUUCCAACACUCGUCGGUCAUUCUGUUUCUGAACAAAAAAGAUUUGCUCGAAGAGAAGAUCAUGUAUUCGCAUCUUGUAGAUUACUUUCCGGAGUACGACGGUCCGCAACGCGAUGCGAGUACCGCCCGCGAGUUCAUCUUGCGAAUGUUCGUCGACCUCAACCCGGACGCGGAGAAAAUUAUCUACUCGCACUUCACUUGCGCGACUGACACUGAAAAUAUCAAAUUAGUGUUUUGUGCCGUUAAAGAUACUAUAAUGCAGACCGCUUUAAAGGAAUUUAAUUUAGCGUAACUUUAUUGUAGUUGUUUAUAUGCAAUAAAUAUUUUAAUUUUUA